Messenger RNA from Ctenopharyngodon idella (grass carp), 1283 nucleotides. It is a transcript of the gene wdr53, whose product is annotated as WD repeat domain 53. The transcript is spliced from 3 exons. The record is from RefSeq and is a predicted model, not a curated record. Bases 107 to 1201 code for a protein of 364 amino acids. Gene Ontology annotation, molecular function: protein binding. NCBI's taxonomy places the organism in Eukaryota, Metazoa, Chordata, Actinopteri, Cypriniformes, Xenocyprididae.
GUUAGUGUUAGUGUUACAAGGCGCAUGAUAUGACGCCCUCGCGACGUCAUCAGCAGGCGACAAGUGAAAACUGCUCAGGAGCGACGUGAAAUCAUAACAGGUCAGGAUGUCCCGCGUGUGGACCGGCGGUCACUCCUCACCGUUGCUGUGUGCUGCAGUCUCCUGUGAAUCCCAGCACAUGGUGGCGACCGGAGCUGAAGGAGGUGAACUGACCCUGUGGAACCACGACGGCUCGCCGCUCUCCACGCUGCACGUGAGCAUGGACGAUGACGUCACGAGCCUGGCCUUCUCGCCGUCGGCACCCUGCGUGCUGUACGCCUCUCACGGAUGCGCUGUUAGCGUGCUAGACUGCAGAAACCUGAAGACGGCGGUGGGUGAGCUGACAGACGUGGCUGAGGAGGAGAUCAACUGUCUGUCUGUGAACGAGACUGGCCGUGAGCUCGCUGCGGCCGAUGACUCCGGAGCCGUGACACUCAUUGAUCUACAGCAGGAGAAAGUCAUCAGGACACUGCGCAAACACGACAACAUCUGCUCGUCCGUGACCUUCCGACCUCGCAGGCCUCAGAGUCUGGUGUCUGCAGGACUCGACAUGCAGGUUUUGCUGUGGAACCUGCCGAAGCCGCGUCCGCUCUGGAGCUGCAGUCUGCAGGACACGCAGGAGGAAGAUGCUCGUCAGAUGUUCAACCCUCCUCUCGCACACUGCGUUGGUGUGGCGUCCUGCGGCAACGUGUUUGCCUGUGCGGCCGAGGACGGCUGCGUCCAUCUGCUGCGGGUGUCUGAAGACGGCAGGCUCCGGGAGCGAGGGACGCUCCAGGCUCACAGUCAGGGAGCGUCGCAGUCUCACUUCAUCAGCUUCCUCUCACACCCGUACUGGCUGGCCACCGGAGGGAACGAUGGCCUCGUGGCUCUCUGGGACCUCAGUCAACAUCCACUGGUGGAAAAUGGCAGGAAGGCUAAAGGCCACAAAAAGAGAACUAAAGCCAGAGCCAAGAAACGUGACAAAAACCAGAAACAACAGGAAGAGGAGGCCGGCAGUGCUUGCUCUAGUUCAGAGACACAUGGAAAUAUCGGGCCCAGACAGUGUUUUCAGCACGGAGAGAAGGUGAACUGGGUGUGUCCGGCUGUGCUGGAGGGAAAGCCCAGUCUUCUGGUGAUGGAUCAGAGUUCCUGCCCAUCUGUGUAUUUGUUGGAUCAACUAUAAUAUACAUCUGAAUUGGCCUGUAAAAAUCCUUUACAUGUAUUAAAGUUAUGUAAGCUUCAUGCAAGAUCUGAAGCUUAAAUGA